CGGCGGCCCGCACAUUCACUUUGCCUUCGCUUUUAGCCUCAGUGCUGUAACUUGCAAGGGACGUCGAGGAGGAGGGGGUGUACAAGAACAGAGCUUGCUCGCCCGCCGCGCCACCCGGAGGACGAGGCCGGCGGCCACCGGCGGGGGGAUGGCGUCCAGGUGCUUCUUCCCCAGGGACGCGGCCGCGGACGCCCGGCACCAGUCCAAGGCGGCGGCGGCGGCGCUCGAGCAGCUGCACCACGGUGGCCGCCUCCUGUCGCGGGAGGACGUCGGCGGCGCGGUGCGCGUCAAGAUCGUCGUCAGCAAGCGCGAGCUCAAGCAGAUGGUCGCCGCGCUCGGCGACGGGGCCGGCGCGGUUACCGCGGCGGCGGCGGCCACCGGCGAGCGGCGCCGUCAGCGCGCGGCGGCGGGCGCCGGGCCGGGCGCCGAGCAGAGGCUGCAGUCGCUCCGGCGGCGCAGCAUGCGGCGGGCGGCCGAGGCGGCGCGCCGGAUGCAGGCGAGCGGGGAGUGGGAGCCCGGCCUGCAGAGCAUCCCCGAGGAGGUCUACUGAUCGCCGCCGCUCCGCUAGUAGACGAACGGAUGGCUAGUAAUCCCUUGACUAAUUAUGGGUUGGGUGCGUUUUGAUCAUCGCUAAGUGCUAGAUGUAUGUGUACAUUGCUCCGGACCCUGCUUAUCAUGGGCUCCAAUGGCUGCUUAAUCGUCCUCCGCGAGUUUGUGCAUUUUGCCCUGUGAAUUUUUUUUCUUUUUGGUAUGAACCAGAAAGGGAGGAAAGAUCGAGAUGUGUUUUGGACCUUGCGACACAAUGCAAGUGCUGAUGGCUGAUGAACUGGUCCCAAAUUCGGCAUCCAACCUGCUGUGAACUUGUGAUU
This is a messenger RNA of Panicum virgatum (switchgrass), 869 nucleotides long. RefSeq lists its product as uncharacterized. Lineage: Eukaryota; Viridiplantae; Streptophyta; Magnoliopsida; Poales; Poaceae. Bases 149 to 550 code for a protein of 133 amino acids. The record is from RefSeq and is a predicted model, not a curated record. The transcript has a single exon.